Molecule: messenger RNA, 2061 nt
Organism: Thermothielavioides terrestris NRRL 8126
Lineage: Eukaryota; Fungi; Ascomycota; Sordariomycetes; Sordariales; Chaetomiaceae
Exons: 1
Coding region: 1604-1966 (120 amino acids)
Source: RefSeq, a predicted model, not a curated record
GGCUGGACAGCUAAUGCCCUCUCCGCCGCGACCGUCCCCACCAAGGCCUCGACUUUCAGGAGCCAAUUCGAUUGCACUUCCAUUCCAGCGCAUAGCUCUUCGCGAGACCGUUGAACCGCUUUUUGACACGGAUAUUGCGCGUUUUCAGCCUGGCUUUGACACUUUGACUAACCUCUCGCCCCCUAGAUAUGAGGAUGGAGAAGUCCGGCGUUACGGCGCCGGCGAGUCCUACAGACCCUUCAAUCGGGACAGAUCCCCUCGCAGCAUCCGAAGCCCGCCGAGGGACCGAGCCCGGAGCCCCCCCGUGGGCAGUGAUAGCUACGUGCCGAGCCGGUCUCCGCGCCGACGGUCCCGAAGUGCCGACCGGUUUCGACGAGACAGAUCGAGAGAGCGAGACGGCGGUGAGCGGUGGCGACGCAGCCGUAGCCGAGCUAGGAGCCCCAUUCGACGCCCGUCGCCGCCGAGACGGAGCCCGGUGCGGCGGACGCCGCCUCGUUUCGUCUCUCCGCGUAGAGAUGAUCGAGGGCUCGACCGAAGGGACGAUAGGAGGGAUGACAGGAGAGACGAUAGGAGAGAUGAUAGGAGAGAUGAUAGGAGGGAUGACAGGAGGGAUGAUAGGAGAGAUGAUAGGAGGGACGACAGGAGGGACGACAGGAGGGACGACAGGCGAGACGACCGCAGGGACGACCGCAGGGACGAUCGAGAUGAUCGGCCGCGUUCCCCGCCCCCUCGUCGGGAUCAUGACAUUCGGGAUGCGAGGCGAAGAUCUCGCUCUCCCUUUGACAGGGAGAGGCUUCCCCUACGACGGGAGAGGUCGCCGCCUAGACGCUCCCCGCCGCCUGCACCGCGUGGGGGGGGUUCAUAUCGCCCCCGCUCUAGGAGUCCAGACCGGCGCGAUCGCGACGAUCGCUACACGGGUCCGGCCUAUCGGCGCCCGUCGCCACCGCCUGUUCGGGAUUCUGUCAACUCUUCAGCGAUCAAUUCACGGUCUGCGUCGAGAAGGUCUUCGCCGCGGCCGCCCUCAGUUCGCCGGGACGACCGAUCCGGACCCCAGUCUCCAGCACGGUCUCAAGUCUCAAAUGCGCCCACCCCCACAACUUCAGUUCCGCCGGCUCGCGAGAGCCCCAAGCCAUCCGCGCCGGCCCCUCCUCAGCCUGUGCAACAGACACAGGCUCCGCCGCCUGCCGCGAAGCCGCCGGUAACCGAUGCUAAUGCGGCUCCGGUGAAGUCGCCUCCGCGAGGCCCCGCUGCGCUAAGAGCACCGCCAACAGGGCCCGCCGCAGCCCGAAACUUCACAUCGCCGGCGGCCGCUCCGUCUGCCCCAUCACCCCGCCAUCCGCCACAGGCCCCGGCCGGCCCAUCACGCAUCGACACUCCCAGUCCCACCGUUCCCCCCGCAGGGCCACGUGGCUACGUUCCUCCGAGAGGAGCCGGCUUCGCGGGCCGCGGCGGCCGAGGGAACUGGCCUGCUGGCCCGGGCCGGCAUCAUUCCAUUUCCGGGAGCGGCUCGUCCGCCUCGUCGCCCACCGUAACCCCCACCGGACCCAGCGCCGGCGGCAUCCCCACCGGCCCGCGAGCCCAAUCCACCGGCGGCGUCGCAGCCAUGUCCCCGUCCCUGGGCGCCAAACCGUUCAACCCGCCCACGGGCCCGGCGGCGCACAACGCGGCGCACCCGCGUCCGACGCUGGCGCAGAGCCUGCUCAACACCAUGCCGCCCAUCAUCCCCGGCGGCAAGAUCGACCCGACGGCGCUGCCGACCGAGCUGGAGCCGCACCACCGCAAGCUGCGCGAGGAGGAGGAGCGCCUGCGCGAGGAGCUGCGCGCCAAGCAGGACAGGCUGCGCAAGAGCCUGCGCCUCUGGGACAAGCUCGAGCGCGAGAGCAGGGCGUUCGAGCUCAAGAGCGAGCUGAGCGAGCGGAGCCUGAAGAAUAUUGCUGGCGAGGGCUCGGGGGGCGCCGCGUUUUGAAAGGGUGAUCUUGGAAAGGGGGGGCGAACUAAUAUUGAAACAGCAGUGGGCUCGGCGGUGCGAGAUAACUACGACGAAGGAGGGGAAUGUCUUUC